This is a messenger RNA of Emys orbicularis (European pond turtle), 1287 nucleotides long. RefSeq names its product POU class 3 homeobox 2 (gene POU3F2). Gene Ontology annotation, cellular component: nucleus. Gene Ontology annotation, biological process: regulation of transcription by RNA polymerase II; brain development. The coding region runs from base 64 to 1287 and encodes 407 amino acids. The transcript has a single exon. Gene Ontology annotation, molecular function: DNA-binding transcription factor activity, RNA polymerase II-specific; RNA polymerase II cis-regulatory region sequence-specific DNA binding. The record is from RefSeq and is a predicted model, not a curated record. NCBI's taxonomy places the organism in Eukaryota, Metazoa, Chordata, Testudines, Emydidae.
GAAAAAGUAGCUGUCAAAUGCGCGGCUCCUUUAACCAGAGCGAUCAGUCCGGCUCGGAGAGUCAUGGCGACCACAGCGUCUAACCACUACAGCCUGCUCACCUCCAGCUCUUCCAUGGUGCAUGCGGAGCCGCCGGGGAGCAUGCAGCCGGGCGCCGGCUACAGGGAUGCACAGACGCUGGUGCAGCCGGACUACACGCUGCAGAGCAACGGGCACCCGCUCAGCCACGCUCACCAGUGGAUCACGGCGCUGUCCCACGGUGGGGGAGGCGGCGGCGGCGGGGACUCGCCCUGGUCCACCAGCCCCCUGGGCCAGCAGGACAUCAAGCCCUCGGUGGUGCAGUCCGGGGGCCGGGGGGACGAGCUGCAGCAGCACCAGCAGCAGCAGCACCAGCAGCAGCAGGGGAGACCGCCCCACCUGGUGCACCACGCCGGCAGCCACCACGCCGCCGCCGGGGCAUGGAGGACGGGCGCCUCGGCUCACCUGCCGCCCAGCAUGGCCUCCUCCAACGGGGGGCAAGCGGGGCUGCUGUACUCCCAGCCGCCGGGCUUCACGGUCAACGGGAUGCUGAGCUCCGGCCAGCCGGGCUUGCACCACCACGGCCUGAGGGAUGCCCACGAUGAGCAGCAGCACCACGGCGGAGAGCACCCCGGGGGGCACCCGCAGCAGCACCCUCCGCACCAGCAGCAGCAGCACCCCGGGGGCGGCGGCGGGGGCCACCACGACCCCCACUCGGACGAGGACACGCCGACCUCGGACGACCUGGAGCAGUUCGCCAAGCAGUUCAAGCAGCGCCGGAUCAAACUGGGAUUUACCCAAGCGGACGUGGGCUUGGCCCUGGGCACCCUGUACGGGAACGUCUUCUCGCAGACCACCAUCUGCAGGUUCGAGGCCCUGCAGCUGAGCUUCAAGAACAUGUGCAAGCUGAAGCCUUUGUUGAACAAGUGGUUGGAGGAGGCGGACUCGUCUUCGGGCAGCCCCACCAGCAUAGACAAGAUCGCAGCCCAGGGGCGCAAGAGGAAAAAGCGCACCUCCAUCGAGGUGAGCGUCAAGGGCGCCCUGGAGAGCCACUUCCUCAAGUGCCCCAAGCCCUCUGCCCAGGAGAUCACCUCGCUGGCGGACAGCCUACAGCUGGAGAAAGAGGUGGUGCGAGUGUGGUUUUGUAACAGGAGACAGAAAGAGAAACGCAUGACUCCCCCGGGAGGGACUCUGCCCGGAGCCGAGGAUGUAUAUGGGGCAAGUAGGGACACUCCACCACACCACGGGGUGCAGACGCCUGUGCAGUGA